CUUUCUCAUGGGACUUUCCCGCAUAACAUUUGUUUACAAGUGUUUCGCAAACCGAAUUUAUUUCAAAAAGUUCAUGUAUUGUGGUGUUGCAGACUUGUUUUAUUUAAGGUAUGGAACCUAAAACAAUAGAAGAAAUCGACGGAAAACCUACGUAUGUUGAAGAAAACAUCGCAGCUAGAAUACCCCAGCUUGAAUAUUAUGAAGAGGUUCCUGGCAUUGGGCGAGCACUAAUUAUUAACAAUGAGAACUUUAUUUCACCAAAUCUUCCCAAUCUUCCUCAUUCAAAAAAGGAGGCGGAUGCCAUCCAAGAAGUGUUGGAGGCACUUGGGUUUAAGGUUGAUCGUCAUGACAACAAAAUGCUAAAAGAAAUGGUCGAGAUAAUAAACUCUUUGCGGCAAGAUAUUCAUAAUUGUUGGUGCUUCUUCUGUGUCAUAUUGUCUCAUGGAACAAUAGGGGAUCGAGUUUAUGCCACGGAUGAUCACCUUGGCAUCUCAGAAAAUGUUAUUGACCCAUUUCUUGGAAGCAACUGCCCUGAUUUGAUCGGAAAACCUAAGAUAUUUAUUAUUGAGGCAUGUAGAGGUCAAAAUGUAGAAGAGGCUGCUGAAACAAAUCCACUUCUUCCUCAAGCACGUUCAACAAUUGUUCCUGUGAAGUAUUCACUACCAAGAACUGCUGAUGUUCUAAUUUGUCAUCCUUCAAGUAAUGGAUCCAUUGCCUACAUGGGACAAUUUCUAUCAACAUUAUCUGCCAUGUUGAAGCAGUGUGUAUUGGCCAGAGGUCCUGAGGAUCCAGUUUAUUGUUUUAUGGAGAUUCUUACUCUCGUGAACGAUCGCGUUGCUAUAAAUUCAGCUGCAAUGCAGAUGUCAACAACUGAAAACUCAAUGAGGAAAAAAAUUGUCUUUCAUGCCUCUACACCAGCCAGCACCAUCAUUGAAGAACCGGAGUUUAAUAAACUGAAAGUUACUCCUAUUGCAAGAAAUUUGCCUUCUUCAUGCAAUUUAAAAUCCCAAGUAUUCACCAAAGUAAAGUCAAAAUUUAAAUCACAGCCAGUUUGGCUACUUCAGUUCCAGUUGCCUUCCGGACCUUGCAAGGUUCAUAGCACUGGGCAGACAGAGAAUUGCAAUGAGACAAAUAUAAUUGCCCUGCUACCCGCUAUAAAAGCAACAACUGGCAGUGUAAAAAAGAUAGAGACUUUGUUUAAUGCUGGUCUAUUGUUUACUGCUGCUCAACUACAGGAUGGUGGUUGGGCUUAUCAUUGCAGAGUUAAAUUGGAAAUAAAACUCCCCCCUUCUGUUCUUCCGAAAGAUCUUGAGAUGUUGAAGCAAGAAGUUAAUGAAUUGUAUCGAGAAUAUGAUAAUCAAAAUCAACAGUUAAAUAAAAGUAUACAAGUAGAGGAGUUCCAGCAUGCAGAGAGCUCAGAAAACAUUGAAAAUACUAGAUUCAAUCCUACAGAUAGCCAGGAUAACUUGUUUGCUGGCGCUUGUAGCAAACAGUUACCGCCUUCUAAAUGCAUUGGAGAGGGGAUACAACCUGAAGAUGGGAAAAUGGAAAGACAGCAAGAUUAUUUUCCUUUAUCUGGAUACAAUUGUAACACCAUCACGAUUGUAUACACCUUUAAAGGAGGUAUCCAGGAUAAAUCCCAUCCUGCACCUGGUAAAACAUACAAUGGCUGUACUGAGACAGCUUACUUGCCAGAUAACUCUGAAGGACAAUCUGUAUAUCGGCUGCUACAUAAAGCUUUCCAAGAAGGUUUCACUUUUGGGGUUGGCAUGUGUGAAACAUCUAAGCAGUAUAGAGUUAUGUUUAAGGACAUACCUCAUAAAACAAACCCAACAGGAGGGAAAGAACGUGAUGGAUAUCCUGAUACCAAUUACAUGACAGAAGUUUUAGAUGCUUUGCGGAGUUAUGGAAUUACUGAAUGAGUUUACAUUACUUCUCACUCAUGGGGCAUCAAAGAUUGGUUUUGCUCUAUGCUGUAGUUUCAUAUUCCAUACAAAAUUCGUAUAUUAAAAAGCGUGUAUGUAUUUUUACUAUGUCCAACAAUAUUGUCUUGGUUGGUCAUGCUGUUGAUUUAAAAUUUGGAAAGAGGUUUCCAUGCUAAAAAAAAUAUAUUUUUUUAAGAUCUUUAGUUUUCCAAAAAGUUUUGUAACCUAUGUAUAUCUAACUAUACACUAUUUAUAAUGAACAGAUAAGCCCCUGAUCAAUACUUAGGCUCAUGUAUUUAAACAUGGUUUUAAAAACCUAAUAUAUAUGUAUAUACUAUUCAUUGCCUGAAUAACUUAUGCAUUUAACACUGAUAUUGAACUAAUGCAAUCAAACGAUUUGCACUAAUGUAUCUUGUGCAUAAAACAGAAAUAUAUAUAUAUACAUAUUCUGUUAUAUAUAUUAUAUAUAUAUGUGUGUAUAUAUGUAAAUGUGUCUAAUAUGUACACAUGUAUGUUACUGAGUUACUACCGAACGCAUUGAAAUUUACUUCCCGCUUUGUAAUUAUU
Molecule: messenger RNA, 2492 nt
Organism: Ciona intestinalis (vase tunicate)
Lineage: Eukaryota; Metazoa; Chordata; Ascidiacea; Phlebobranchia; Cionidae
Source: RefSeq, a predicted model, not a curated record